This is a messenger RNA of Trichobilharzia regenti, 333 nucleotides long. The record is from the annotation of a GenBank genome assembly. Lineage: Eukaryota; Metazoa; Platyhelminthes; Trematoda; Strigeidida; Schistosomatidae.
AUGAGAAUCGAUGGAAAUGUAGAACAAAAGAUGUGUGAGCAGAUGUGGAAGUAUUUAUUCCUCGAAUUUGGAUCCAGUUUACAGUGUGGACAUGAAAAAUUCGCUUCGGCUUUAUCACUGUCUUUCGCCACACCUGGUUUAACAGCAGUCAGGCGUUUAUGGAAUAUUUUAACAUGGUUUCUGACAUUAGCUGUUUCCGCGGCAGCAAUCAUCCUGGGUUACAAAAUGGAAAAACUGAGUAAGAAGUCGAGCAUUACAGUGCUGAGUCUUACUGGUGGAAUAGCAGUGCUGGGUGUUAUUUUGUUGAUUGCAUUAGAAGUUGCUAAGUGCGAG